Molecule: messenger RNA, 600 nt
Organism: Closterium sp. NIES-65
Lineage: Eukaryota; Viridiplantae; Streptophyta; Zygnematophyceae; Desmidiales; Closteriaceae
Source: the annotation of a GenBank genome assembly
AUGCGCCUUAUAACGGGUACAUGCGGGUCACUUGCGCGCGAGAAUCCGCGGGACGGCCCGCCGCAUUUCCGGGGCUACGCGCGGCGAUUCUCGCCUUGUCCGGCGCAGCGGAAUGGCGCGGAGCUUCCGCCCGUUCCGCCAAUUCCCGCGCAGCGGCGGGAUGUCGCGGCGGCUCUGCCCGUUCCCGCGCAGGGGAGUGACGCGGAGCUUUCGCCAGAAGCCGCGCAGGCGGAACGGGUUCCGCGGGUUGGGAAAGAAGAGGUUGAGGGUGGGCAGGGGGAAGGGGCAAAGGGGAGGGAUGUGGCGGAAGAAGGGGGAAGCUCGGGGGAGGGGGGAGGUGGGGGCGAGGGUGGGAGUCUAUGGGGCGGUGAGACAGGGGGAGCGGUGAUGGGGGGAAUUGGUGGUAGAACGGGGAAGGUCACACAUGGGUUUGGAGAGGUGCGAGAGGGGGAAGAGGUGCGGGAGGAGGUGCUGGAGGGGGAAAAGGUGCGGGACGGGGAAGAGGUGAAUGAAGAUGGGGAUGGGGAGGAGUGUGAAGUGGUUUGUGUGGGGGAAUGUGGGGGGGGCGAGGGGAAGUGUGAGGAGGAGAAGAUGAUGUGA